AUGUUGCGCCUAUACGAUUUAGGAAAAAAGAAGCUUCUGCGCAAAUGCGAAAACAAACACAUCCCUAACGGAAUUGUCAGUAUUCAAGCCAUUGGCAAAAGAAUCUAUUGCGCAGACAUCCAAGAAUCAGUCUUUAUGGUCAGAUACAAACGGGCCGAAAACCAACUAAUAAUAUUCGCAGAUGACACGCAUCCAAAAUGGAUUUCAGCCACUUGUAUUCUUGACUAUGACUCAAUUGCAACAGCGGACAAGUUUGGCAACGUCUCAAUUUUGCGCCUCCCGUCAAACGUCACCGAUGACGUCGAAGAAGACCCAACAGGCAACAAGGCCUUAUGGGACAGAGGCCUUUUAAACGGAGCCUCCCAAAAAGCAGGCACUGUUGCCACAUUCCACAUCGGCGAAACAGUUACAAUGUUGCAAAAAACCACCCUAAUCCCUGGCGGCAGUGAGUCUCUAAUCUAUGCCACUUUAAGUGGUACCAUUGGAGUUUUGGUUCCUUUUACAUCGCACGAUGAUCAUGACUUUUUUCAACAUUUAGAAAUGCACAUGCGCAGCGAAAAUGCGCCGCUAGGCGGCCGCGAUCAUUUGUCGUACAGGAGUUAUUAUUUUCCGGUCAAAAACGUCAUCGAUGGUGAUUUGUGCGAGCAGUACAACGCGUUGGAGCCGCAAAAGCAGCGCAGCAUCGCGCAGGAUUUGGACAAAACCGCCGCGGAGGUGUCCAAGAAAUUGGAAGAUGUCAGGACGCGAUAUCGACAAAAAAUCGAUAUUGACUUAAAAAUUCAUAUCGACAAAAAAAACGAUAUUGACUUGAAAAUCGAUAUCGAUUUGAAAAUUAAUAUCGACUUAAACUCGAUAUGUAUCGACAAAAAAAUUGAUAUCUAUAAAAAAAAAUCGGAAUCGACAAAAAAAUUGAUAUCGGCAAAAAAAUCAAUAUAUGACACCCAUCCAAAAUGGAUUUCAGCCACUUGCAUUCUUGACUAUGAUUCAAUUGCAACAGCAGAUAAUUUUGGCAACGUCUCAAUUUUGCGCCUCCCGUCAAACGUCACCGAUGACGUCGAAGAAGACCCAACAGGCAACAAGGCCUUAUGGGACAGAGGCCUCUUAAACGGUGCAUCCCAAAAGGCAGGCACUGUUGCCACAUUCCACAUCGGCGAAACUGUUACAAUGUUGCAAAAAACCACCCUAAUCCCUGGCGGCAGUGAGUCUCUAAUCUAUGCCACCUUGAGCGGUACAAUUGGAGUUUUGGUUCCAUUUACGUCUCACGAUGAUCAUGACUUUUUUCAACAUUUAGAAAUGCACAUGCGCAGCGAAAAUGCGCCGCUAGGCGGCCGCGAUCACUUGUCCUACAGGAGUUAUUAUUUCCCGGUCAAAAACGUCAUCGAUGGUGAUUUGUGCGAGCAGUACAACGCGUUGGAGCCGCAAAAGCAGCGCAGCAUCGCGCAGGAUUUGGACAAAACCGCCGCUGAGGUGUCCAAAAAGUUGGAAGAUGUCAGGACGCGGUACGCGUUUUAA
Molecule: messenger RNA, 1512 nt
Organism: Ceutorhynchus assimilis (cabbage seed weevil)
Lineage: Eukaryota; Metazoa; Arthropoda; Insecta; Coleoptera; Curculionidae
Source: the annotation of a GenBank genome assembly